Molecule: messenger RNA, 1964 nt
Organism: Dermacentor silvarum
Lineage: Eukaryota; Metazoa; Arthropoda; Arachnida; Ixodida; Ixodidae
Product: kinesin-like protein KIF11
Exons: 16
Coding region: 1-1920 (639 amino acids)
Molecular function (GO): microtubule binding
Source: RefSeq, a predicted model, not a curated record
AUGGCCACCUCUUCGGCCUGUGUUGCGUCGGAGUACACCGAGGAGAUUGAGCGUCUCCGAAGGGACCUAGCCGCAAGCAGAGAUAAGAGGGGUGUUUUUGUGGACCAGGAGAACUACAGGACCAUGGAGCUGAGGCUCACCAGCCAGUCGCAAGAGAUCUUGGAAAAAGAAGCGCAAAUAGAGUCCCUAAAUGCAAAGCUUCUGACAGUUACGGAACUUUUUGAGAGAACAAAGAAAGAAGUUGCUGAAAGGACUGAACAGCUCCAGACAACAACUGCUGAGCUGCACAGCACAAAGAGAAGCAAAGAUGCAACAGAGCAGGUGCUGUCCAGGACAAGUGUUGAGAAAAAAGAGCAGGCUUUCCUUGUGGUGGCCCAUUGCAAGACAGAGGCUGCACUUACUGCGACUGCUCAGGAGUUGGUUGGCGUGGCCCAAACCACCACAACCGACAUUGACCUGCUGCAGCAAAAGCUUCAGCGCGCAUCUGCCAUUGACCAGACGAACAAGGAACGGCAGUGUGCCUUUGCGGCCAGCUCAAGUGUGCUUUUUGAUCAAAUUAAAUCCAGUUUCACUACACAGCUUGCUUCUCAACAAGAUACCCUCACUGGCAUUGGAGGCACGUUAGCCUCUCUUAGCAGCCUCAUUCAGGAACAUCAAGCUGCUGUUGCUGCAUACACGUUCGAAGCCAGGAAGUUUGCUGAUGAGAGUGCGGCAGCUAAUGCCUCCAUCCUCUCAUCACUGCUGUCCUCGGUGCAAGCUUCCCAGGAGCAGCAGGCAGAUCAGAUGGCAGGUGACUUGGCCAACAACCAAGCAAGGCUGCAAAAGCUGUGCCAAUCUCUCGUGUUGGAGCGUAUGCAAGCAGCACAAAACAAGCUGCAAGAGCUGGAAAAGCACCAGUUGGCUCUGGGACAGCAGGUUGCAUCGGUGUGCCGCCUUGUUUCGGAUGAGGUCACCGCGGACCACAAUCAGCAGGCGCGCGUCUUAGCAUCUAUCGUUGUGGAAAAUGACAAGUUGCAGCGCCAGUUGGUCGCCAGGAAUGAAGAGAUCCAGAGACUUUCAAAUGAAGCAGAGAAGAAUAUGGCUGCUUUCAGGCAGCAGUUCGAGAACUUCUCGCAGUUAUUCUUUACAUCACAGGCUAUGAACAACGACACCAUUGACAAGAUUAGAGGACACUUUGACAAGAUUGCAGAAGCAGGCACUGUGCAGACGUCAGUCAUCAAGUGCAAUGCAGAAUCGCUGGUCAAGUCCUCGGGACGCCUUGUUUCCAGCGUUGCGGCUCUGCACCAGGACAGCGCCAAGGCAACGAGCGAUUGCUUGGCUAGGGCUGAAGAGGCCUCCCGCGGCCUUUCCACCAUUCACAAGGUUCUAGAAGCGAGCAUCUCUGAUGAGGUGGCUUCCACGUCCGCAAUUUUAGCAGAGCAGAAGAGAGUUGCUUGUGAUAGAAUUGCAGCCUGUAUUAGUGGCAUCUCAGAAGCUGUUGCUGCUGGAACAGACACUGCACAAGGCCAAGCUGACAGAGCUAAGGCCUUGAUUGGUGAUUUGGAGACCACAGAGUCGCACAGCUGCUGCCAGCUUUUGUCCGAGUGCCAGUGUGGCACUGUGCAAACCGCACAUGCACAGGACAUUUCCGAAGCUCUUCGUACAGGCAUUGCCAACAACAUGGCAAAAUGCUCCUCGGUGGUCUCAGACUUCUUCCAGAAUGACCUGCAGGAGUGUGUCCCCACUGGCUGCACUCCACCAAGACGAGAGUACAGAUACCCGACGGAGUUGGCGCAGACGUCACCUCAUGAGCAAAUUCUUAACAGGCUGAGGACGUCCACUGAUUCUAACGCUGCAACUCGCCUAGUGUUGCCUACAUCUGAUGAGCUGGACAACAAAGAAAACGCCACCCGGACUGCGAAGCCAAAAAAUCUGCCAUGAGUAACACCUAAUAAAUAACUGACGCAGCGAAAUGCGUAGCACAU